Messenger RNA from Bufo gargarizans (Asiatic toad), 2138 nucleotides. It is a transcript of the gene RMND5A, whose product is annotated as required for meiotic nuclear division 5 homolog A. Gene Ontology annotation, biological process: proteasome-mediated ubiquitin-dependent protein catabolic process. NCBI's taxonomy places the organism in Eukaryota, Metazoa, Chordata, Amphibia, Anura, Bufonidae. Gene Ontology annotation, molecular function: protein binding; ubiquitin protein ligase activity. Gene Ontology annotation, cellular component: nucleus; GID complex; cytoplasm. The transcript has 9 exons. The record is from RefSeq and is a predicted model, not a curated record. Bases 495 to 1673 code for a protein of 392 amino acids.
GGGGGAGUUCGAGAAGAAAAUGUUUAUUAUGGCCCGUGAAUAAAUAAGGUAGAAUGUCUAUGGCUACCUGAGCCGUUUAGUCAGACUCUAAGGAGUGGCUGCACAAGGCCGGCCUAUCGGCGCCGGUACGCCUCUGACACUUUUAGUUGACAGUUACGUUGAGCCUCCCCUACGCUGUACAGUUGUUCAGUCCCGGUAAAACAGGUCAACGAUGAGCUCCGUUAAAAACAAAAACAAGCGGCGCUGACGUUGUGCCUCCCGGUAGCGGAGCCUUUGUGACGACUCCUCCGCUGAUCCGGAGCUGGGGAAGCCGGCGCCACGUUAGGCCGCGGUCCGUCCAUUCUCCACCGCAGGUCGCAUUGGCGGGGGCCGCUCCGGCCCGGGCCGAGGAGCUGCUGCUGCUGCUCUCUGAGGAAGAGGAGGCCCCGGGGCCGCCCCCCCGCCGCCCCGUCUUACCGGGCCCCCUAGCCGCCUCCUCGGGACACUGCGGGGACAUGGAUCAGUGUGUGACGGUGGAGCGGGAGCUGGAGAAGGUGCUGCAGAAGUUCGGGGGCUAUGGGCAGCACUGCGAGCGGAGCCUGGAGGAGCUGAUCGAGUACGCGGGCGGGCUGAGGAGGGAGAUCCUGCAGGCCGCCGCAGAACAAGAUGGAGAAUUAUCUGGGACGUUGUCUCUGGUGUUAACGCAGUGCUGUAAGCGGAUCAAGGACACGGUGCAGAAGCUGGCCUCUGACCACAAGGAUAUCCACAGCAGCGUGUCCCGGGUGGGGAAGGCCAUCGAUAAGAAUUUUGAUGCAGACAUCAGCAGUGUGGGCAUCGACGGCUGCUGGCAGGCGGACAGCCAACGGAUGCUCAACGAAGUAAUGGUGGAGCACUUCUUCAGGCAGGGAAUGCUGGAUGUGGCUGAGGAGCUGUGCCAGGAAGCUGGACUCUCCAUAGACCCGAGCCAGAAAGAGCCGUUUGUGGAGCUGAACAGGAUAUUGGAGGCACUGAAGGUUCGGGUUCUACGACCAGCGUUAGAGUGGGCCGUGUCAAACAGGGAAAUGCUGAUGGCGCAGAACAGCUCAUUGGAGUUCAAGCUUCACAGAUUGUACUUCAUUAGUUUACUGAUGGGGGGCGCAGCCAACCAGAGGGAGGCGCUGCAGUAUGCCAAAAACUUUCAGCCUUUUGCUGUAAAUCAUCAGAAAGAUAUCCAGGUGCUCAUGGGAAGCCUCGUGUACCUGCGGCAGGGUAUAGAGAACUCUCCCUAUGUUCAUCUGCUGGAUGCAAACCAGUGGGCAGACAUCUGCGACAUCUUCACCCGGGACGCCUGCUCCCUGCUGGGCCUCUCUGUAGAAUCUCCUCUCAGUGUUAGCUUUUCUGCAGGUUGCGUGGCACUUCCAGCGUUAAUUAACAUAAAGGCAGUUAUCGAACAGCGGCAGUGCACCGGAGUGUGGAAUCAGAAGGACGAGUUACCGAUUGAAGUGGACCUAGGUAAAAAGUGCUGGUAUCAUUCAAUCUUCGCCUGCCCGAUCCUUCGUCAGCAAACGACAGACAAUAAUCCUCCCAUGAAACUCGUCUGUGGUCAUAUAAUAUCAAGAGAUGCAUUAAAUAAGAUGUUUAAUGGUAGCAAAUUAAAGUGCCCGUAUUGCCCUAUGGAGCAGAGCCCAGGAGAUGCCAAACAGAUCUUCUUCUGAACAUGGAGGCUGGUUGCGUCGGCAGCCUCCUAGAUUUUUAGUGCAUUUGAAGAAAGCUUGGGGAGUUUUUCCCGUAUCUCCAUUUAUUAUUAGAGACCCAGGAUCAUCCUGAAUUUUUUGGUAAAGGCAAUCCACACAGACACUACCAACAAGUAUAAUCCUGACCACAAUCUAGACAGCGCCAGGGUUGAAGUCUUGUACAUGUGCGUCCCAAGGACCUUCCUGUAACCUCUGUAUAUGGCCGCGCUCCAGCAGCGGUCAGACAAUGCAGGUGUUUUUGUACUUACAAAGCAAGAGAUGAUGUAAACUUUUUAUUAUUAAAGCCCCCCCGCUCCUCCUUCCUUGUCCUCUCCCUAUCUCCUUGUCAUCUGCUGAAAGUCAAUGUAGAGCAAUGUCGUGAGUUCUUUUCCCCCCUGUAUGGUGUGUAUAUAGCCAGACCGUUCUACAGAGGCGUCUAGUACAGAC